CCACAUCAUCUGUCGAAGGCUGUGAUUCUUCCCCUCCCUGAAAACGCAAGCAGGCAGCCUGUCUCUCUAGAUCUCAAAAGCUGAGAGGAUGGCCAACCGUGCUGUUAUUCUUGCCGUCUACAUCAUCACCUUCCUGAUUGGCCUCCCAGCCAACCUCCUGUCCCUCUACACAUUCCUGAUGAAAGGGCGCAAGGAGCCAGUCCCCAUAGACACCCUCUUGCUCAACUUGGCUUUGUCUGACUUCAUAUUUCUGGUCUUCCUGCCCUUCAAAAUGUCAGAGGCUGCCCAAACGAUUGAUUGGCCCUUCCCCGAGGUCUUCUGCGACAUCAGCACCUGCAUCUUCCUCAGCAGCAUCUACGCCAGUGUCCUUUUUCUCACAGCAAUCAGCGUGAACCGCUUCCUGAGUGUUGCAUUUCCCAUCAAGUACAAGAUGAAGCGCAAGCCAGCCUAUGCAGUGGUGGCCAGCGUCUUCAUCUGGUUGCUGGUCUUUUCUCACUGCAGCACCAUCUUUGUCAUCAGGUCCAUGAACACUAAUACGAAUGAGACAUUUCAGCUUCCUUCUAAUCGUGUGGUGUGCUAUAAGGAGUUCAAUGAGAAGCAGAAAAAGAUCGUCUACCCCUUCCAGCUGGAACUCUGUCUUGCCCUUUUCUGCCUCCCUUUCAUCAUUGCCGUUUUCUGUUACAUCAAAGUGUUCCGCAUCUUGGCCUCCCUGUCCAAUGUCCAAGCCCGGAGGAAGCAACACUGCAUGGGGCUGGCCCUGGUUACUUUUCUGAUCUUUGCCAUUUGCUAUGGCCCCUUUAAUGUCUCCCACAUUUUUGGAGCCAUAAACUAUGCAGACGUUGAAUGGAGAGAUUAUAGCCUUGCCCUCAGCUCCUUCAGUGUCUGCCUGGAUCCUUUUGUCUUCUUUUUCUCUUCCAACCCUAUACGGAAAAACGCUGGCAUCUGGUACCGCAGACUCCAGCGCAUUAUACUGCAGUGUUCUGUGCCCUGCAACAAGGAUUACAAAGAAGGAGCUGUCAGUUUAUCUCCUUCAAAUGGAUUGGCAGAGACUGGUGUGGCCACUGAAUCCUCCUUUGGCCAUGCAGCGAAGGAGAGAGAACAGUAAAAACCUCACUGCUCUUUCUUCUACUCUGCACACUAUUUCUAAACAGGGCUUCUGUAAAUUCACCCCUUACCUUUGUGGCAGGAGGGAGGAUCUACCAUAGUGAUCUCUUUGCACAUGUGCAAAAAGCACACAUGCUCUCAGCAGGCCCAAUGACAUCACUUCUGAAAGUGAAGUUAUCACUCCCGGUGGUGGGCAUGCUCCUGCACUUCAGUUUGGGCCCCUGUGAAGCGCAGGAGUGUGCCGACAACCGGGACUGAUGAUGUCACUUCCUCAAGUGAUGAAGGAAGUGACAUUGUUGCACCUGGCAGGAGUGCACCUGCUGCACACUAGCCUAGGAGAUUUUUUGCCUCCUGGGCCCCUUCUCUGGGCCUUUUCUCCCUGCCAGCCAAGUGAGUGGUGGUGAGAGCCAGAGGCUGGGAGUGGGGGUCCUAUUACCCACAUUUUGGAUUUGGAGUUGUGAACUCAAAAUGAUGUGUUGAAUAUGACAUUUCUAUAUUAACAUUUGAAUCUUGUAUACAUCUCUUGAUUAGUUUGUUUUUACAGGCAUAGAAUAUAAGGGCCAAGCUACACAUGACGAAUGACACUUGAACAGCAAGUGGAUUGAGUGGAGGGCAAGUGAACAGGGAGAAAUACACUUGCUGUUCAAGUGUCAUUCGUCAUGUGUAGCUUGGCCCUAAGAUUACAGAGGCCCCAUGCUUCCUGCAGAGGAUCUGUCUCACAUUGAUGGUUUUCCAGGGAACUUCCUUCAAGUUGCAGACAGGUCUGGAAUGUGUUUAGGGUCCUAUGGAGUACUCAACAAACAAAUCAUGAAAACUUACUAUGAAACAACUUAGCUACAAUUAAUAACCAUUCAACAAGAUAAUUGUAUCAGAACAAUGGAUAUCACUGGUUUGUAUUUCAUUAAUGUUUAGAAUAAAGUUCCCUACAACUUCA
Eublepharis macularius is the source of this 2038-nucleotide messenger RNA. Its product is annotated as free fatty acid receptor 2-like. Gene Ontology annotation, biological process: G protein-coupled receptor signaling pathway; cellular response to fatty acid. Lineage: Eukaryota; Metazoa; Chordata; Lepidosauria; Squamata; Eublepharidae. The transcript has 2 exons. Gene Ontology annotation, cellular component: plasma membrane. The record is from RefSeq and is a predicted model, not a curated record. Bases 89 to 1105 code for a protein of 338 amino acids. Gene Ontology annotation, molecular function: G protein-coupled receptor activity.